UAUUUUUUUUAUUCGCUUUGAUUCCAAGAAGACGUUAUAUUUUCUCUAGUCUUUCAUUCUUUGGUUACCUUCUAAAUAUAAAUAAAACAAGUCAGAUGAUUUUGACAGCUCAUAAUUUAAUUUAUCUGUUUGCUGGUGUUGAAAAAUAAACAAAGUUUAUCCUCAUUCUAACUGACAAGUAUCAAUGUAAAUUGAAAACAUGAACGACACAGAAUUUUGUUCAAGAUCUGGUGAAUUUUUAAUUUUAAUUUGUUUUUAUAGCUGAAGAGUCUGAGGAUUCAUCAACAUGGAGUGAAAAUUCAACAAUGAAUAAAUUUGGUUUAACACUUGGUAGAUCAUUAAAAAAUAAAUUUAAUUCAAAGUAUAAUAGAAAUUUUAAAAGUAGAACAUUUGCAACUUUGAGACGUGCAAAACAUGGUAAAUUAUAUUCAUCAGGAUUAGAUAAUAAUUAUUUACCAAUUGAAGAAAAUAUUGAAACAAUAACAAGUCAUUUUGAACAACAAGAAGAACUCAUGAAAGAUAAUCUAAUAUCAAAAAUGAAACGAUUAGAAACACUCAGAGAAAUGCCACAAUGUUUAACAAUAAAAAGAUCAAUAAAAGCUAAUUUAACAAAUUCAAUAAAUUUAAAAACAGAAAUUAAAGUUGUCAGUCGUUGGAAACAAUUGAAAUAUUCAACAAGUAUAUUUUGGAUAAAGUUUUUUGAUAGCUUGAGAGAAAUCAAUUCAUCCUUGGAACUCUGGUACAGUUCAAUCAAAACAAUUGAAGGAAAUUUCGGUAGUGGAGUUGCAACAUAUUUUAAAUUUCUUCGAUGGCUUUUAUUGAUUAAUUUUAUCAAUUGUAUUUUAAGCAUUAUUUUCGUCUCAACACCUCAAAGUAUUAUAAAUAAUCAGAAAAAUAUUAAUUUUAAUUUUUGGGAUAUUUUCAUUGGAAAUGGAUUUAUGAAAAAUUCAAUUUUUUACUAUGGUUCAUAUGGCAAUAAUACAAUUGAUAAUUAUCUUGGAUUUCAAUACAAUAUACCAACAGCUUACUGGACAACAAUGUUUUUAUGUUACUCGAUAACUUACAUACUCUUAUCAACAAAAGUAUUAAAAUCAUACAGAAAAUGUUACAUUGAAACAUCUGGUGGAAUGCGUAAUCAGUAUGCAUCAAAAAUAUUUUCUAGUUGGGAUUACAGUAUAGCAUCAUUAAAAACAGCAAGUAGAUGUUCUAUUUCAAUAUACAGAGAACUAAAAGAAUUACUUGCUGACACUCAUAAUCGUGAAAACUCCAGCUGUUUUGAUAGAUUUAAAAAGCUAUUUAUACAAUUUUUCAUUACAAUUGUUGUCAUAGGAAUUAUAUCUGGUACAAGUUUGUUAUUAUGGAGUCUUUUAAAAUCACAAAAAAAUGAAUCACAAUCAAUAUUAAUUGCUCCACUUGUUGUCACAAGUAUCAUGAAUAUAUUUCCAAUUAUAAUAACACAAUUGGUAAAAAUUGAACGUUACAGUUCAACACGUGUAACACUUUAUGUUAAUAUGAUACGUAUAUACACAAUGACUGUUGUUGUUGUUGCAACAUUUUUAACAUACUGGCUUUUAUAUGGUAUUUUAAAUUGUUGGCAAACUGAACUUGCUGAAGAAAUAUAUCGUCUUGUUAUAUUUGAUUUUAUAAUAUUUACAAUUGGUAAUUUUAUAAUUGAAGCAUUGAGAUAUAAAUUAUCAACGAUAAGUAAAAUUAUAAAACCUCCAAAAUUUGAUAUUGCUCAAAGUACACUUAAUCUUAUUUACAAUCAAAUAUUAUUUUUAGUUGGUUUUUAUUUUAGUCCACCAUUGUCGUUGAUAAUUAUUUUUAAAAUGUUUUUAACAUUUUAUAUUAAAAAAAUUAGUUUAAUGAAUUAUUGUGAACCAUCAUCAACAUCAUGGAGAGCUGCACAAACACAUACAUUAUUUUUGGCAUUAGUUUUUCUUGGUAUGACUGGUGUUAUUGUUACACUUGGAUAUAUUAUAACAAGUGUUAAAAGUAAUGCUUGUGGACCAUUUAUUGAUUAUGAAUAUACAUGGGAAACAAUUGUUGAUAAAAUAUUUAAUUUAAAAAAAGAUAAUCAAUUUAGAAAAAUUAUUACGUUAUUUUUAAAACCUGGUGUUGGUGCUGCUGUACUUAUUGCAAUGAGUAUGAUGGUGUAUUGUCUUCGUGCAAAAGCACAAUCAAAUAAAAAAAUGGUUAAAAUACUUAGACAUAUGCUUGUGCUACAAUCAAAAGAUAAAGAUUUUUUAAUAACUGAAUUUUCUGCUGUUGCUGAUGAAGAUUGGUUAAAACGUAGAACUAAAUUCAAUGAAAAUCGUAGCAGCGCAAUGAACAGUCCUGUUAAAAAAGACUCAUCACCAAAUGGAAAAAAAAAUAAUACAUUUAUUGAUACCUCAUCACCAAGUUGCUCAAAAAAUUACGUUACUUUUGAUAUUUCUGAAGAUUGAAUAAAAAUACAAAUUAAUUUAUAAUUCAUUAAUAGUGAUUAUUAAAAAUUUUUUGCUAUUUUGAUAUUUUUAUAUCAAAAGAUUUACA
Molecule: messenger RNA, 2535 nt
Organism: Aphidius gifuensis
Lineage: Eukaryota; Metazoa; Arthropoda; Insecta; Hymenoptera; Braconidae
Product: transmembrane channel-like protein 5
Exons: 9
Coding region: 306-2447 (713 amino acids)
Cellular component (GO): plasma membrane
Molecular function (GO): mechanosensitive monoatomic ion channel activity
Source: RefSeq, a predicted model, not a curated record